GUCAGAGGCGUCAGGGCCCGGCGCUUCAUUCACAUAAAAUGGAAGGAAUCCCCGGCUUUAAGGGAAACGAGUCACAGUCACCUGGAAAAUUGAGAUCUUGUAGAGCCCGGCCAGGGAAGUCGACCCAAAGGUGGGGGCAAAAGCAGCUUCAACGCUGGGCACCCUGACCCUGCCUUCUUCUGCCUACGAACCCGUUCUACCUGUUCUUCGCCACCCCCGCCCUCGCCGCUGCUCUCUCCCCACUACCUCCCCUCCCUCUCCUGUUUUGCACCCUGGCCAUCGCCACCUGCGGGCCGACCCGUCCGAGUGGUCCGGAGCCACUGCGGGGUAGCGGGAUGAAGGUCGCUUCUCUCGACGGUCGCCAGCUCCGGAAGCUGCUGCGCCAGGAGGCGGCCCGCUGUGUAGUGCUGGACUGCCGGCCCUACCUCGCCUUCGCUGCCUCCAGCGUGCGGGGAUCGCUCAAUGUGAACCUCAAUUCGGUGGUGAUCCGAAGGGCCCGAGGUGGCGCCGUGCCCCUGCGCUUCGUGGUACCUGACGAAGCGGCCCGGGCGCGGCUGCUGCAGGAGGAUGGGGCAGGCGCAGCGGCCGUGAUUGUCCUGGACCAGGGUACCCGUCACUGGCAGAAACUGCGGAAGGAGAGCACGGCGCACAUCGUUCUGGGUACGCUACUAGCCAACCUCCCAGCCGGCCCCAGGAUCUGCUUUCUCAAAGGAGGAUAUGAGACCUUUUAUUCACAAUAUCCUGAGUGUUGCGUGGAUGUAAAACCCAUUUCACAAGACAAAACUGAAACAGAGAGAAACCUCAUCAGUCACUGUGAGAAACAGAACAUGAGCCGAAAACCUGCUUAUGAUCAGGGUGGCCCUGUUGAAAUUCUACCAUUCCUCUACCUUGGCAGUGCCUACCAUGCUUCAAAGUGUGAGUUCCUUGCCAAUCUCCACAUCACUGCCCUACUCAAUGUUUCCAGGAAAAGUUCAGAUUCCUGCACCUCUCAGUUCGACUAUAAGUGGAUUCCAGUAGAAGACAAUCACACGGCGGACAUCAGCUCUCAUUUUCAGGAAGCAAUAGACUUUAUUGACUAUGUCAGGCGAACUGGUGGCAAAAUCUUGGUUCACUGUGAGGCUGGAAUCUCCCGCUCCCCCACCAUCUGCAUGGCUUAUCUCAUGAAAACCAAGAGAUUCUGCCUGGAGGAGGCCUUUGAUUACAUUAAGCAAAGGAGGAGCAUGAUCUCACCCAACUUUGGCUUCAUGGGCCAACUCCUGCAGUAUGAAUCAGAGAUUCUAUCUUCCAUGCCCAACCCCCAAGUUGCCUCCUGCAAGAGGGAGGCAGCUGCGUCAUUCUUUGCAGAUGAAUUGACUCUGAGCCCGGGGUUUGAAGGCUCUUGCUACACAUUCCCUACCUCCGUGCUGACAACAGUGCCCAUCCACUCACCGGUCCACCAGCUGAAGCUGAGCCCCAUUACCGCAUCUUCCACCUGCUGAAGGCAGGAAGAGAUAGUAGAUGGUGGGGAGCCCUGAAGAGCAACUGUGAUUUCUAAAACUCGAGACAUUUCAUAACUGUGCAAUACUGAUGACCUCAUGGAUGCCAUCCAAGCUCAAGUCGGGGCCCUGGCCGGGGUGGUUCUAGAAAGCAGAGCUGUUUCUGCUCCAGAGCCAGGCUUGCAAACAUUGAUUAAAUUAAACUGGAUGGACUUUGGGGAAAAGUUCUCAAUGGAGUGUUACUAUGGGAUGCCAAGCCAUUUAUGUGCUGUGAGGUGCACCAACUACUGUGCUUCCAGGCCUAAAGCUUCCUGGCUGCUGGAAGACUUGUUUUUUCUCUUCCUUCUCUUCCUCCUCUUCCUUAGAAGACUCUUCACUCCUUACCACCUCAUGGUCUGCCUUCUCAUUCCUAAGUGUAGGCAAUAAAUAAAUACCUGCAACAGCCAAGAGGAGGAGACCAUUAAAAAGCCAAUUGACUGAAGGAAGCACAAUUUCUCACCUUGAAUUUCCUGGGUAAUAGUACCAGAACUUUGGCUGGGUUUGGCCAAACUUUUUAAUUUUUAAUUUUAGCUUUUCUUUUUAAAUAACUUCCCUGUGACUUCAGGGCAUAAGCUGAUCACCAGCUAUAGUCAGGAAAAUAACCAUGCCAGGUCUGUCCCAUUAGGAACACUGGAACCUUUCUCUGGAAACUUUGAAAAAGAGUGAUGGGAGAUAAAGAUGGUCAUACACACUCUAGGGAUAGCAGAAUGGGGGUCAGUUUUACUGGGACAGGUGUGGCUGUGUUUUUUCUGGGUUUCCUGUUGCUUUAGAGUGAAUACUCCCAAGAACUUGAUGGGCUCUUGGGUGAAACAGGGCAGGGACCCAGCUGGCCUAUUAAGAUAGAGCCCACUCCCUAGCUUGGCUCUAUCCAUACUUGAAUAUCUCCUGGCAUACCCUGAAAACAGACACUUCUACUAUUUGAAAACUGCUGAAUCAUAGACCAAAAACAACCAAACCCCCAGCUCCUUUAAAAUAAAAGAAUUUGAAAAUUUUUUAAAAGGAAAGAAAAGAAAACAAUACCUUCUUGUGCUCUUGUAGGUCAGUAGCAUUGGAAAUUUGAUAUACCUAGCUUGCUUGUUGUGUAUGUGCUUGGUUACCUCUGUGUGUGUGUGUGUGUGUGUUUAUUUGUGCAUAUAUGUCUGCUCACAACAGACUGUACUGUGUGUUUCUAUGACAUUGUUCCCAUCCCUGCCCUGAAGUUCAUCUCUUAAGCUGUAAUGGCUUAAUGUCUUUUUGUAGAGCUACAGUGUCGUCCAAAAACCAUGGUACUUGUCUCUCAGUUAUUCCUUCAGGGUAAGAGGCAAUAAUUUCCUGAAAUACAUAACAUGAAUGUGAAGAAAGCUGAGAUGUUGUUGUAUUGAUAUAUUGUUGGUUGCUUUUUUUAUAGUGCAAAAUAAAAAUGUAAAAAAAUAA
Molecule: messenger RNA, 2927 nt
Organism: Monodelphis domestica (gray short-tailed opossum)
Lineage: Eukaryota; Metazoa; Chordata; Mammalia; Didelphimorphia; Didelphidae
Gene: DUSP5
Product: dual specificity phosphatase 5
Biological process (GO): protein dephosphorylation; endoderm formation; negative regulation of MAPK cascade
Cellular component (GO): nucleus; cytoplasm
Molecular function (GO): MAP kinase tyrosine/serine/threonine phosphatase activity
Source: RefSeq, a predicted model, not a curated record